Pelodiscus sinensis (Chinese soft-shelled turtle) is the source of this 5569-nucleotide messenger RNA. The record is from RefSeq and is a predicted model, not a curated record. NCBI's taxonomy places the organism in Eukaryota, Metazoa, Chordata, Testudines, Trionychidae.
CCAGAGGGUGCCAGAUCAGAGAGAUCCAAAUGUAUUUAUUGCUAGAAUCCUUUAAAUCUCUGUUAGAAAGCUUAUAUGAAAGCUAAGCAUGAAUAUGUCAUAUCAAGGUUACUUUCAUUCCUAUUCUGAAGAAAAAAUAUGAGUGCCCUACAUCUAAAAGAGAACUAUUGUGAAAUUAGCUCAAUGCACUGUAUAUUGGAUGCAAACUAAGGUAAACAUUAGAUAGUCAGUGGUCAUGUGUACAAUAAUUACUAGUUAGCAUUUUAUAGAGAUACGUAUUAAUUUGAUUUUUUGCCUCUGUUUCUUACAUUUAAUACAACUUUUAGAAAAUAUUUACCGAUUUAAACACAUUAUAUGUAAGUGAAGUAGCUCUUCUAAACAUUGAAUGACUAAAUACUUUUCUUAUGUAAAAGAUAUAUUUACUGUGUAUAGAUUAUGGACACAGGAUUACAAAGGACAUUCCCAACUUAAAAAUUCUGUUUGACAAUAUUUUUAGAAGGAACAGCAAUAAUUACUGCAGUGCAAGAGAUUACUACAUUCCUCCCAUUUUAUAUAUUAUUUACUUCAAUAUUUGACAGCUGUUUCUAAAGAAUGAGAUUAAUUGCUUCCCUUUGUAGUAACACGAUUUCAUUUGCUGAUUGGUGUGGGUGUUUCAUAUCAUGAUGAGAGGUUAACAGCAGCAAAAAAACUUGGCAGAAAUAUUGUCUGAGGGGCUCAAAUGAGUAAAAUACUCAUUUUGAGUACAUACUGUUACUAACUUCUAUUUUGCAAUUAUCUAGACUUCAAAGUACAAUACAUUUAAUAAAAUAUUUAACCUCUUGUUAGAUAUCAUAGUCUUCAGGAUUCUUCCAAUUUAUUUCUUUGCAUAAUGUGAGUAGGAAUUUGGAAUUAAGGUGAAGUACUGCUUUCACUACAAUCAAACGUCUUUGGUGACAGUAUUGGCUCAUUUAAUAAUUGCUGUACCUGUUUCUGUUGGAGCCUUGAAAACAUAUUACUAACUCAUGACUGUGUCUGAAAAUUUGAUUCUGUGCAACAGUGAGAAAAUAGUUUCCCAUAAAAGUAAAACACACUUGUUUUUCACCAAUUUAUAAAUACGAGGGUUAUUUGGUUGUUAUUUUUCCCAUUUUCCUAAUGCUUUGAGUUUUUGAGGCAGCUUAACACUGACUUUAUGACAUUCUGUUUCCUUCUUGCUAGCAGAGAGUGAAGAAGAGGAUGACAUUGAAAUGGAAGUUGAAGAUCAAGAUAAUAAAGAUGCUGAAAAGCCAAAUAUUAAUUUUGACACCAGUCUGCCAACAUCACAUGUGUAUUUGGGUUCAGAUAUGGAAGAGUUUCAUGGGAGAACAGUGCAUGAUGAUGACAGCUGUCAAGUUAUUCCAGUGUUGCCUCAUGUGGUGGUAAUGUUGAUUCCUGGACAAACCUUGCCUCUUCAGCUUUUUCGCCCUCAAGAGGUUAGCAUGGUGCGGAAUUUAAUUCAGAAAGACAGAACCUUUGCUGUUCUUGCGUACAGCAAUAUACGUGAAAGGGAAGCACAUUUUGGAACAACAGCUGAAAUAUAUGCCUACCGAGAAGAACAGGAGUUUGGAAUUGAAACAGUGAAAGUGAAAGCAGUGGGAAGACAGAGAUUCAAAGUGCUUGAAAUAAGAACCCAAUCAGAUGGCAUCCAACAGGCUAAAGUACAGAUCCUUCCUGAGCGAGUGCUACCUUCAACUAUGUCAGCAGUACAGCUGGAAUCUCUCAACAGAUGCCACAUAUUUCCUUCUUCCAAACCCACAACAUGGCAGGACCAACACAUACAUCAAUGGUGGCAGAAAUAUCAAAAGCGGAAGUUUCAUUGUGCUAGUUUGACUUCUUGGCCACCGUGGCUCUACUCUUUAUAUGAUGCUGAAACCUUGAUGGAAAGAGUCAAGAGGCAACUGCAUGAGUGGGAUGAAAAUCUUAAAGACGAAUCUCUUCCAUCAAAUCCAAUAGAUUUUUCUUACAGAGUUGCUGCAUGCCUGCCAAUUGAUGAUUCGUUACGUAUUCAGCUGCUUAAAAUAGGUAGCGCUAUUCAGCGAUUACGGUGUGAAUUAGAUAUUAUGAACAAAUGUACCUCUCUUUGUUGUAAGCAAUGUCAAGACACAGAAAUAACAACCAAGAAUGAAAUAUUCAGUUUAUCCUUGUGUGGACCUAUGGCAGCAUAUGUGAAUCCUCAUGGAUAUGUCCAUGAGACCCUUACAGUAUACAAAGCCUGCAACUUGAAUCUGAAUGGCCGACCUUCUACAGAGCACAGUUGGUUUCCUGGAUAUGCAUGGACUAUAGCCCAGUGCAGAAUCUGUGGGAAUCACAUGGGGUGGAAGUUCACAGCUGCUAAAAAAGAUCUGUCUCCUCAAAAAUUCUGGGGAUUGACCCGCUCUGCUCUCCUGCCUAGAAUUCCAGAAAUGGAAGAUGGAUCAGUCCAUAAUAGAUCACCAUUACUUUGCUUGUAAUCUAGUAAUCUGUUUUUGGAAUGAAAAAGCAAUCACCAGAGUGUGUCAGUUGAAUAUGCUCAAUGUUACUUCUGAUGCUUGCAUUCUUAAAUAAGUUUAAGAAAUGAAAGCAAAGACAGACAGGCAUCAUUAAAAUUGGGUUUGGUGCACAGACAAAAUACUGUUAUUUCCCGAUACUCUGGGAAUUGAAUGUUGUAUUUUCAAAUUUUGACCACUGGGAAGAGAAGCAUAGUGAGAGACCAGCAAAUGCAUCUGAUUCUAGGAAUGUUAGAUAAAUGCUGAAACAGUUACUCCAACUUACCACUGUAUAAUUUAAGAAGAUAUUUACUGCUAUUGAAUUAAGGCAAAAGAUAAAUCAAAUAGACAGUAUUUGAUUCAUACAAUUUACGUAUGAUAGUAAAUAUCAAGUUUUGUUUGUGGGAUAUUGGCUACUAGCAUACUUUAAGUAGAUUUGGCUGAGAAAUUUUUGUUUCUAACUAUAUGAAAUACUCUUAUGUUCACACUGCUCUUUUUAAAUGUUUGCCCAAAUAUCAAAGAAUGUAUGAGGUCUAAACCUCUUUACUGAUUGAUGUUCCAUUGGUUAGUGUCAUCCUUGUAGUGAUGCUGUAAAUGAUAGAAGCCAAGCACUUACUGAUAUCCGCUGCUAAAGCAACUACUGUAUAAAAUUCCUUUUUAAAGGAAUCCUGUAUCAAUUGUUUUGUCCUUAUCAGUUAUUUCAUAUACUUAGCAUGUUUGACAUGUUGAUCAGCAAUCAUUUAAAAACAAAAUUACUAAAAUGUACAAGUUUAUUCCGGUGCAUUAAAAUAUAUUGCCAUUUAAUUCCAUAAUAUAUUAAUACAUUUCAGUCAGUAAAAUUAAAUAGGUUUACAUUUAUAAAACAAUUUCCUUCUGAAGCUUAAUUAUCUUUUAUACAUGCCUAAAGUUUGGUGAAGUAUUUCACAGAUUACUUAAUAUUUGAAAUCACUCACAUUUUGACGAGGGCAGAGCAGCAUAUCUUUACUGCUUUUUACCUUUGCAUAUCAUAAGUGAAAGACUGUGUAUUUAUCAUUCUUUCCUGAUAAAGAAGUAAUGUUUCUAUAUAAAGUAGAAAUCAAAGGCAGGUUUGUUUUUGAAACACUGCACGACAGAAAAGGGUGCCAAAAAGGGUGCAGCUUUUGCAGUUUUUUUCAGAAUGCACUUUGUUGGUAGAAUCUGAAGAAGACAGAUUUCUCCCAUAUAUUUUUUUCUUGUGAGGCUCUUCUGUUCAUUCUUUAUUUGUUCAAACUAAAUCUUAGAAAUCCUGUGUGUAUGGUUACUUGUAUUGUUAAAGCAAAAUUAUACUAGAAUGCUUAACAUUAUAUUUAUGAAAUGUUUCAUCCAUCCCCACAUACUAUGAUUGUUUGUAUAUUUUACGUAGUAUUAAUAUGUAACUCCAGUAAUGGAAUAAGGACAAGUAUCUUUGAGACCAGAAGCUGACUUUACUAAUAAUGCCAUGGUGUUAUUGUAUUGCAGUCAAAAACAGAUUUUCAGGUAAUACAAGAUGUUGUAUGCUGAAAGGAUAUUAGAAAACUUUGUUAGAUAUCUAAAGAGAAAUGAUGGUGUAACUCAGGUUUAGUUUCUUGAAGCCUUCUACCUCUGUGUUUCUAUGAUGUUUUUUGUUAUCCCAUAUACAUUGGUAAAAUCAAAUUUAAGUUUAUGCUACAACAUUCUUACCAGUGAGCUGGGAAAAGCAAUAUUAGCUGAAACAUAAUUCUGAACAGAUAGAGGGUUAAAGAUUAUUCAUUUUCUUAAAGCAUUCUAGAUUUUCCUCGGUUUUUUUACUCAGCUUUCAAAAAACUGAAAUAAUGUUAAGUGCUAGUGUGAAAGAGCAAGAGUCGUUGAGCUAUCUGUACUAUACUCAUUUGAAUCACAUUGAGGGUGUGUUUUUCCUAAUGUAGUAAACACAAAAACAUAUAGUUAGAUUUUUUUUUUCAAAGGUACUAAGCACCUGAGGUUCCCAUUGACAUUAAUGAGCUUUGUGGAUGCCUAGCACUUCUGAAAAUCAAGUCAUUUUCUGUUAAUGUUCACUGAGUUGCGGUGAGUGAUUUUUUUUUUUUUCCAGAAAGAAUGUUGUCUUCAGCUAUCACCAAACCUAAUAGCAUGGUUUUAUUUUUGGCUAGGUCUGUAUCAGAUUGCCUCAACUCAAAAUAUCAGAAUAACAUUGUGCGAUAAUAUUUGACCAUGAAGUAGGCAUAUUUUUGGUAUUGUGCAUAUAUAAAAAUGUAAAACUAAUAUAAUUGAGUGAGGUUAGUCAGACGUUAAUUUAGCACUAAUUUAAAGUUUUUCACUCUGUCUAAACUUCUGUGUAAUUUUUACCAUUACCAAAGUUCAUGGCAUUUUCUAAGUUGAAAACAUGUGUGAGUCAGGUUAAUUGCAAAGAAGAUAAAUCCUGUUGAGGGACACCUAGCCAUUAAAAUCUACCACUGUUGUAGGGAUCCUUAUUAUGUAAAAUAUGUGUUUUAUAGUAUGGAAGUAGAAUUGUAAAAGGUUCUCUGUACAUUAGUUAGAUUUUUCUAUGCUUAGAAAAAUGGGGUUUCUUUUUGGGGGAAGAACUACUACAAUGUUAGGAUUGUCAGCUGUUAUCAGUAAAUUAUUCACAAAUAUUGUACAGAAAUUACUUACUUCUAAGAUCCAAGUACUAAACAAAUCAGUAAAUAUCAUGAAAAUAGUUGUUUCACAUUCAUCGGUUUAAAGCCAUUAUUGCAGUAGCAUUAGGAUACCACAUUGAUCUGAUAGACUAUUUCACUAACAAAUAUCAAGAUUUCAGAAUAUCUUUUAAAUUUUGGUGCAGAAACAGAACCAUAAUGAAAUGGUUCGUUGUUGCAUGCAGCUUUUUCUGUUCUAAAGUGUUUUGGAAUUCUAUAUCUUUUAUUUUAUAAUAAUGCUAUUUUUGUACAUGAAACAUUUUGUUCAUCCACCUGUUUUUCAUCUGACUGUUUAAAACUCCUUUUAAAAGUUGCAGUUAGGGUAGCACGCUCUGCUUUAACUGUUCCUUUCUCUGCCUUUUGAAACAAGUUUUCAGAAAAUCUCAUUGCUUGCAGACAUUUGUAAAAAAUAAAACUCUUUCAAACGUAUUUCAAAACAAA